GUCUCACAGCGGCAGAUGCUGGAACGCCAGCAACAGCAGAUGAGGGACAUGGAGGAGCCGCUGUCGGCGCUGGAGGGCUCGGUGAACAACCUGCAGCAGGCCGGCGCCGUUCUUCCGUGCCGCCCGGACCGGAGGACUUCGGAGGUCCGGACCUUCGCGGCGACCGACGGCGUCUUGAGGGCGACCUUCCUCCAUGCGGAACGGGAUCCGGUUUUCUUUCUAAGCCAAAACGAAAAAAACCCGGGGGAAAGAAAGAGAUCCGUUUUUUUUGAAAGGGAUUUUUGUUUCAAAGAAGGGACAAGGAAUCAACCCCUAGAGUCUCUGGUGGAUGCUGGGACCCAGCCUCGUUUUUUUUCUUCUCCGAUUUUGAGUGUGCAUGGCCAUGAACUGCGGGGGGGGGGCGGCCAAGGCUGGGUUUUCCAAAUGCUCCACUUCGAUGGGUGCCAUCAACCCGUAGACUGAGGUCCCGGGUCCAGUGAACUUCGUGCACAGUCCCUGGGCUUCCUCCCCCAAAAAGGGGCGCGUGUU
Molecule: messenger RNA, 528 nt
Organism: Effrenium voratum
Lineage: Eukaryota; Dinophyceae; Suessiales; Symbiodiniaceae
Source: the annotation of a GenBank genome assembly